CCUUCAUUCUCCUCAUCCUUCUCAUCUUUCAUCCGUUACAUCCCUACAUCCUCAUCAUGUCUUCUGGAACUUGUUUCCUCACUGACUGCACUGACUUUUAUACUGACUUUGCAACAUGUACCAAUGCCCAUGGUAACUCCUCGAGUCCAGCCACACUGGCCUGUAUUUGCGCUGCGGAUGUCAUUGAGCACUACAAAACCUGUUAUCCAUGCAUCAUUACUAUCCCUGGUCAAGAGGGUGCGUUGACCCCUACCACCUACGUCGCCUCCUGCAACAGUAAUCAGAACGUCAAUCCAUACAAUCCCACCUUUACAUCCACUCGAAGUAGCCCACGGUCCACUACUAGCCCCAGUGGAAGUAGAAAUGGUAGAGAUGGAGAUGAGAGCAAUAGUGAAGGAGGUAGCAAAACUGGCCUGUACAUCGGUAUUGGAUGUGGUGUAGCUGCCCUUGUUCUGGGCGUGGCCUUGUUCUUUGUCUUCCGAAGCAGAAGAAAGAACAAAAAUGACAAGCUCACAGCAGCUACAGCAGCAGCUGGUGCUGGUGCUGGCCCUCCUGGAGGAGCAACGCAUGUAUAUCAAGGCCAACCACCUCCUCCAGCCUUACAGCAAGUUCAGCAGAAUCAAUUUGCUCAGAGUCCUCCCAUGCAACAAGUCCAGCAGUUCCAGCCACAACCUCAAUUCCAACAGCAGCCUGCAUAUACUCAACAGCAGUUCCAACCUCAGCAACAACAGUUCCAACCUCAGCAACAGCUUCAGCCCCCACAGCAACAGCAAUUUGUCUCGCAGCAAUCCCCAGCGUCUGGAUAUUAUAUUCAACAGCAACCUGGCGUGUAUGCAGAUCCCAACCAGCCAAAUCAACAAGCAUUUUACCCAACAGUCGUCCCCCCUCCUGCACCUGCUCAUCCUACACCUUCUCCCAAGUUCCAAACUGUAGAUCCUUACUAUGACCAGCAACAGCAGCAUCAUCAACAACAGCAACAGUAUCAAUCUGCUAGCAUUCCUACCACGUCUAAUGCUUACACUGCAAGUUCUCCUGCAACCACUACACUCACUGCCGGAAAUUCUGCCACUGUCUACGAGCCUUCGCCUCAUGCUACCGUGGCCUCUGUGGCGACUCCUGGAGCAGUCAAACCCACAGCCUCACAGCAUGGACCUCAGUACUAUGCUCAAGACUAUGGAAAGAUCACACAAUCGGUCCCAGGAAACCCACAAUAUGUUUCCAAUGACGGCACAUAUCAUCAGUAA
This is a messenger RNA of Lobosporangium transversale, 1244 nucleotides long. RefSeq lists its product as hypothetical. The record is from RefSeq and is a predicted model, not a curated record. The transcript has 5 exons. The coding region runs from base 57 to 1244 and encodes 395 amino acids. Lineage: Eukaryota; Fungi; Mortierellomycota; Mortierellomycetes; Mortierellales; Mortierellaceae.